CUCCCGCCAACAGUAGCCUGCUUUAGCGGCUUGUGCGCACCGUCGACGAGCUGAUUUCUGGUGCGCUCUCAACGCCUCUCAGCCGCUAUUCAAGCGUUUACUAAGGCCCACCUCGGCUUGGCUUGCAAUUUAGCGCCAAGGGGUCUGCGUGGGCAUGACGUGGCGGCGCGACCGCGGUCAAGAGAAUGAUGACGUCAAGAAGCAGGCGAUUAUUACUAGUAUGUACAUCUACGCUGCGACGUUCGCCCCAAUCCUACUUUCCAGGGGAUAUUACCGAUCUAGCCUCCGGAUUUACCACUUCCCGCUUAAAGCGCGCCAUCAUCGUUCCCGUGCUUUCCGCCGCUGAACCUUGUGCACUUGAGAAUCUGAUCACUCCGGUAGCUUCCCCGGCGAGUUUACUUGCAAUCUCACCCCGGGAUGCGCAGCGUCCUGAAAACCGGUUUGGAAUCGGAGCAGCGUCGCAAGCUGCUCCGAGAAGCCUCUUGAGCUCAGGACCGCCGUUUCCGGCAACUUUGGCCCCUUCGUUGGAUGCCUCCAGAAGCACACUCGCUAAUGGCACCUCCUUUUAUAGGCAAGCCUCCCUUUCGAGUCAGGCCUCCGAUCAUUCAGGCCAAGCUUCAGCGUUGACCCGCUCCUUCAAAAGACACGUCAACCCCGCCUCUUUCCUCGGUUCUGCCACGUCAGCCAAAGUUUCCACCCCACCAUUUAGAGGUUUCACGUCCGAGCACGGUGCCACCUCAGCGCGUCGCGCAACCUCAGCUGAAGCAUCCGCCACGUCAGCUAGACGGCGUCGCCCCUUGAAUCGCAGCGAGUCGCUACGUGUGUUUAUAGUCGCUGGCGAGCCGUCAGGGGACGCGAUUGGGUGCAGAUUAAUGGCGGCUUUAAGAGACGAGGCUGAGAGGAGAAAAGGGGAGAUCUGGGAGCAGGUGGCGGAACGAGACUGCGGAGGGAGGGCAGAACGGGGGAUGGGAGGCGAUGGUGUGAGAGAGGCGGAGGCGGCGCAAUGGCGUGCCGGGACCAUUGAGUUCCAAGGCGUGGGAGGCCCCUGGAUGGCAUCGGAGGGUCUCAACUCUCUCUUCCCAAUGACGGACCUCUCUACCAUGGGCUUCGCUGAAAUCAUCCCGCGCAUCCCCCUCUUAUGGUAUCGCCUGCGCCAAGCUGUCCGCCACGUGGAGCGAUUCCAGCCACACAUUAUCGUCACCAUCGACUCCAAGGGCUUCAACUUCCGCCUGCUGAAGGCCAUUGGAGCUGAAUACAAGCGGCAUGGGCGGGACGAGGAGGCUCCUUUCUGCGUGCAUUAUGUGGCUCCAUCCUUCUGGGCGUUCAAAGGAGGAGAGAAGAGAUUGCAACAUCUCUCACCAUUGAUUGACCAUCUCCUGUGCAUCCUGCCUGACGAGCCUGCCACGUGUCAGCAGCAUGGCAUUUCAGCAACAUAUGUAGGGCAUCCGUCCCUGGAGGCCAUAGCAGAGGAGCAAAAAGACAGACAGAGCGAGGGAGGGGAGACUUGUUUUGAGACGUCUCAACAGCAGCAGCAUGGCAUUCCAGCAACGCCUGUAGGGCAUCCGCCCCUGGAGGUCAUGGCGGAAGAGCGGAGAAGCAGGCAGAGUGUGGGAGGGGAGGCGAGCGAAGGAGCAGUGCAGAGAGAAGCAGGGAAGAGGAGAGAGGAAGGAGGGAUGGAAGAGGAAGAAAAGCAGAGGGAACCCCAUAGCACGGGAGUGGACCAGCCAUGGUGGAAGGCCACUGGGGAUGGAACAUCUUUCAGACGUCAGCACGGCAUUCCAGUUGGACCGCAACACAUAGCCAUUUGCCUGCUUCCAGGAAGCCGCCUACAAGAAGUCUCGCGGAUGCUUCCCAUUUUUAUUCAAACGGUUGACAGUCUGACCAAAUCCAGGUGGCUCCGGGAUCAUCUGGAUUCCCAAGGGCCAGAUGGCACGCUGUCAUUGGUCAUACCAACCCUUCCACGCUCUUCGAAUGUGACUGCCCGUGUCGAGAGCAUUUUUCAUUCAUGGCUUGAUUCUCUCAGAAAUAAACGCCCCAGCAAGAAAUUUCCAUUCAGUUUACUUCCACCCUUGCCGUCUAAUACAGUGGUUGACAUUGCAGCUGCAGUAGUGGUGCCUGCACUGGAGGUUAACGCUUCUGUGAACAGCAGAAUGAGAAUGAUCAAGCCUGGACCAGAUGCAGACACUUUUGCGGCAUGCGAUCUCGCUCUCUGUGUCUCAGGGUCUGUGGUGGUCGAAGUGCUUCGCUCACAAUUACCCCUGGUUGUGACAUAUAAGGCAAACUGGUUCUCUCAAUUCAUCGUAAAGCAACGGGCUUCAAUUCAGUAUGCAUCUCUGCCCAAUAUCCUCCUCAACAAGCCCUUACUUACUGAGGUCCUUUUCUCCGAGUGUACACCACACAACCUUUCAUCUAACAUCAGAUUUCUUAUGGAAAAUCUUGACAAAUGCAAGGCCAGGCAGACUGCUACUGCUCACCUGUUCUACAAUGUUUUGCAAGAGCCCCUCAACAGCAAUGUGUCGCAUGCACCUGACUCCGAGUUAGCACACACCCCCAGCAAGAUUGCGGCACAAGUUAUAUUUACUCAGUUUAACUCCUGAGUCCUGACUCCAUGUCAGCACACACUUCCAGCAGCACAACUGAUCGGUAUCAACAUGCAAGACAACUAGAGUUCAGUGACACAUAAAACCCUUGCCGGCGCAAGCUGAGGUUGAGUUGUUUUGUCGCAUGGACUUCUGCUGAUGAGUUCUCAAGGCCUUCGGCGAAACUGUCAGCCUUCUCUCGAUACACCUGAGACUCCUCUGGAGAAGCUGGGCUCUGUUGCGUGGUUUUAUAAAAGCUGUUGUGAAACUCGAAUUGCGGAUAUAUGC
Molecule: messenger RNA, 2867 nt
Organism: Closterium sp. NIES-67
Lineage: Eukaryota; Viridiplantae; Streptophyta; Zygnematophyceae; Desmidiales; Closteriaceae
Source: the annotation of a GenBank genome assembly